AUCUCCUCAUCUCUGUUUUUGAGCUUUUUCUCUCUGGAGAGAGAUUCUUCAGCGAGAGAGAGAGAAGCUCACAAACUGAACACUUCAAAAUACACAGAGCUCUUCGGCUUUUCGAAAGACUGCAAUAAUGGAGUUCCGUGGAGAUGCCAAUCAGAGGAUUUCAAUGAUUUCGGCUCAUCUUCAACCUUCUUCCACUCCUCUGAUGGAGGGGACUUCGGUAUUGGGGCGAGAAAACUGCAGAGGGAAAGGCGGGAAUCCUGGUUUCAAAGUAGCAAUUCUGGGAGCUGCAGGGGGAAUUGGGCAAUCCCUCUCGAUGCUUCUGAAGAUGAACCCUCUUGUUUCAGUACUUCACCUCUAUGAUGUCGUCAAUGCCCCCGGUGUAACAGCAGACAUCAGUCACAUGGACACUGGAGCUGUUGUUCGUGGCUUCUUGGGGCAACCUCAGCUUGAAAACGCGCUUACGGGGAUGGACCUUGUGAUCAUACCAGCUGGUGUGCCGAGAAAACCCGGGAUGACAAGAGACGAUCUCUUUAAGAUCAACGCUGGAAUCGUUAGGACACUCUGUGAGGGCGUGGCCAAGCGCUGUCCUAACGCCAUUGUCAACUUGAUCAGCAACCCUGUCAACUCUACUGUUGCAAUUGCGGCUGAGGUUUUCAAGAAAGCUGGGACUUAUGAUCCUAAGAAGCUUUUGGGAGUCACCACACUUGAUGUCGUUCGUGCCAACACAUUUGUGGCAGAAGUUCUCGGGCUCGAUCCCAGAGAAGUUGAUGUGCCAGUUGUUGGAGGACAUGCAGGUGUCACGAUCUUGCCAUUGCUAUCACAGGUUAAGCCUCCUAGCAGCUUCACACCUGCAGAAGUUGAGUACCUUACAAACCGUAUUCAAAAUGGUGGAACUGAAGUCGUCGAGGCAAAAGCUGGAGCUGGAUCGGCAACACUGUCAAUGGCAUAUGCUGCAGCAAAGUUUGCAGACGCUUGCCUCCGUGGAUUGAAGGGUAAUGCAGGAGUAGUGGAGUGUGCCUUUGUAGCUUCACAGGUCACAGAGCUGCCUUUCUUUGCAACCAAGGUACGUCUUGGUCGUGUAGGAGCAGAGGAAAUCUACCAGCUUGGACCUCUAAACGAGUAUGAAAGGAUCGGUCUGGAGAAAGCCAAGGCAGAAUUAGCCGGAAGCAUUCAGAAAGGGGUCGACUUUAUCAGAAAAUGAGUGAAAACUCCAAUACAAAUUUCAGAGGAUUUGACCAUAUAUACAUCUAUUCUCUCCAGUCCUCGCUUGUGUACUCUUUCACAUUUCGGUGUACUAAAGUUUCCGAGUGAAUGGACCCUAUUGAAAUCACGAGGCAGAGCAGGAAAAAACCCAUCUGAUAAACCAGUCAAUACACACUAUAUAUAUGAACCAUUAUAGCAAAAGGGUUCAUUUCUCAGGCUUA
Messenger RNA from Tarenaya hassleriana, 1424 nucleotides. RefSeq names its product malate dehydrogenase 2, glyoxysomal. The record is from RefSeq and is a predicted model, not a curated record. Gene Ontology annotation, molecular function: L-malate dehydrogenase (NAD+) activity. The transcript is spliced from 10 exons. Gene Ontology annotation, cellular component: chloroplast; cytoplasm. Bases 128 to 1201 code for a protein of 357 amino acids. NCBI's taxonomy places the organism in Eukaryota, Viridiplantae, Streptophyta, Magnoliopsida, Brassicales, Cleomaceae. Gene Ontology annotation, biological process: tricarboxylic acid cycle; malate metabolic process.